CUCGAGGACUGUGGGACUAAGUGUAUCAGCCGAAUUGCCAUUGUUAAGGUUUAAUUUCAAAUAAUAAGGCAAAUAGUGUAAUUAAAUAAUUGAUUUACAUAUAAACGUCGAACAUCUUGAACCGCAACCGUGUUUGUUUUGCGGCGAUUGUUGCGUCGUUUGUGUUUGUGUGCGUCGUGUGUGCGCUUGUGGGCGUGAUCUGCCCUGACAGCUGUAAAUCACACAGAGCAUACGACGUAGAUUUAAUUGAAAAGAGAAUAGAAAAGCAUUUGAGAUAUUAAAAGUGAAGUGCAAAAUUAAAUCAACAUCAGUGACACCUACAGGUGCAGGGGGGUUAACCGUAAACCCUGAAAAGAUGUCCACCGCAUUUUUAACGCUCGUCGCCGUCAUUGUGUGCAUUUUAUUUCGCAUACUCAAUGUGCACAGCCAGCCACUGAAGCCGAGCGUUUGGUGUCUCGAUGAGCAGUUUCUCGAUUGUUUGUACAAAAUAGCGCCGGUGCUGCGUGAACCCUAUAUACCGCCGCGACUGUGGGGAUUCAGCGGACAUGUUCAGACCGUAUUGCAUAGCAUUGUGGGCCGUGUUCGAUGCCCCUGGCCUCUGGGCGAGCGUGUCUACCUCUCCCUGCCGGAUGGCUCCACACUAACAUAUGAUUUGUAUCAGCCGCUCAAGGAGCAGGAGGAUGACGUCACAGUCGCCAUUUGUCCGGGCAUUGCGAACAGUUCAGAAUCAGUUUAUAUACGCACUUUUGUCCAUUUGGCGCAGUGCAAUGGUUAUCGCUGUGCCGUAAUGAAUCACAUUGGCGCCCUGCGUACCGUUCAGGUGACCUCGACACGGAUAUUCACCUAUGGUCAUACAGAGGAUUUUGCUGCGAUGGUCGAGCAUCUGCAUCAGAAGUAUCAGCUGAGUCGCAUGGUUGCCGUCGGCUUCAGCCUGGGUGGCAAUCUCGUCACCAAGUACAUGGGCGAAAUGCAGAAGGCGAAACCGAGUAGUGUCAUUGGAGGUAUAUCCAUUUGCCAGGGCUACAAUGCCGUUGAGGGCACAAAAUGGCUAUUGAAUUGGCAAAACUUCCGACGCUUCUAUUUGUACAUCAUGACUGAGAAUGUGAAGAGCAUCAUAUUGCGCCAUCGCCAUGUGCUGCUCUCGGAUGAGGUGAAGGCGCGUCACAAUCUCAACGAGCGUGAUAUUAUUGCUGCGGCAACAUUGCCGGAACUGGAUGAGGCUUAUACGCGCCGCGUUUACAAUUUCCCAUCGACACAGGAGCUCUACAAGUGGAGCUCGUCUCUCUUCUAUUUCGAUAAUAUUGAGAAACCAAUGAUAUUUAUUAAUGCCAAGGAUGAUCCGCUCGUUCCGUUAGAUCUGCUGCUACCCAUCAAGGAGUAUGCCACCACUCGACAAAAAUCAGCAUAUGUGGAGGUGGCACACGGCGGCCACCUGGGAUUCUAUGAGGGCGGUUUCCUAUAUCCGAAUCCAGUAACUUGGCUGGAUCGCACGCUGGUUGCCAUGGUCGGGUCCUUGGUCAUGAUGCAUGCAGGUGGCAGCAAAGUGGGCGCAUAGGAACACGAAUCAUUCUCAAUAUAUAUCAAUAAUGCCGCAGACCUAACAAAAUCUUUUUGUAUUUUUUAGCCAAAAUUUCAUAUCGCAGUCAAAAUAAUUAGAAAGUUAAACGCGAAAUAUUAUCAGAAAAAAAAAAUCAGAUCAUUUUUAGUGUAAAAGAGGCUAAUUAGGUCAUUUAAUUGAUGUACACUUUCGAAUGUGAAUUUAAAACAGAGUGUUGAAAUUUAUUGUAUUACAUUUACUUUUUGACAAGUUUUUGCAAAAGUUAAACUAACAUAUGAAAAGCGAAAUGUUUUAGAUGUAGACGUUAAUUUAUGUAAUAGUUAGUAACGCACAUACCAUGUACUUAUUUGUAAGCAAAUUCAUAUUAAAUAGUUUUAAAUUCAACUUAACCGCGUGAAACACAACCAAACCAACAAUAUCUGUCUGAGUGUUAACUUAAGCAGUUAAGAAGAAUUUAUAAAAAUAAUAAUAAAAAAAAACUGAAUUGUAUGUCCUUGGCCGCAACGUAAAAACAAAAAUUGCCUUAUUGUAGAUUUUUAUAUGUGUAUAUGAUUUACAAGUCCCUUUUUAUAUAAUUAUAUAUAAAUGUAUUGUAGACUAUUUACGACGAAGCAUUUCAAUAUAUCAAAAUAUGAAACAAAA
This is a messenger RNA of Drosophila grimshawi, 2200 nucleotides long. RefSeq names its product abhydrolase domain-containing protein 2 (gene Hydr2). The record is from RefSeq and is a predicted model, not a curated record. Bases 356 to 1555 code for a protein of 399 amino acids. Lineage: Eukaryota; Metazoa; Arthropoda; Insecta; Diptera; Drosophilidae. Gene Ontology annotation, molecular function: monoacylglycerol lipase activity; acetylesterase activity. Gene Ontology annotation, biological process: sperm capacitation; medium-chain fatty acid catabolic process; steroid hormone receptor signaling pathway. The transcript is spliced from 6 exons. Gene Ontology annotation, cellular component: sperm flagellum; sperm plasma membrane.